UAUGGACUUCUUAGACAACCAAAAUGGGGACACUUGCGAGAUCUACACAAGGCUAUCAAGCUUUGUGAAGAUGCAUUGAUUGCCACAGAUCCAACAAUUUCUUCUUUGGGUUCAAAUUUGGAGGCUGCUGUAUAUAAGACAGCAUCUGGAUCAUGUGCUGCUUUUCUUGCAAAUGUUGGCACGAAAUCUGAUGCAACUGUGAGUUUCAAUGGAGAAUCAUAUCACUUGCCUGCAUGGUCCGUAAGCAUCUUGCCGGAUUGCAAAAAUGUAGCCUUCAACACCGCAAAGAUAAACUCUGCAACUGAGCCUACCGCAUUUGCUCGUCAAUCAUUGAAGCCUGAUGGUGGUUCAUCUGCGGAGUUAGGUUCAGAAUGGAGUUACAUUAAAGAACCUAUUGGAAUUUCCAAGGCUGAUGCAUUCUUGAAACCUGGAUUGCUAGAGCAGAUAAACACAACAGCUGAUAAAAGUGAUUACUUGUGGUACUCGCUAAGGAUGGAUAUUAAAGGCGAUGAGACUUUCCUUGACGAAGGAUCUAAAGCCGUCCUUCACAUUGAAUCUCUUGGUCAAGUGGUCUAUGCUUUUAUAAAUGGAAAACUUGCAGGAAGCGGACAUGGCAAACAGAAGAUUUCUUUGGAUAUCCCGAUUAAUCUUGUAGCCGGGAAGAACACAGUUGAUCUCCUUAGUGUGACCGUAGGGCUUGCGAAUUAUGGAGCUUUCUUUGACUUAGUGGGAGCAGGAAUAACCGGUCCUGUGACACUUAAGAGCGCUAAAGGUGGUAGCUCAAUUGAUUUGGCUUCACAGCAAUGGACUUAUCAGGUUGGACUCAAAGGGGAAGACACAGGUCUGGGAGCUGUAGAUUCUUCUGAAUGGGUUUCAAAGUCUCCUCUGCCCACUAAACAGCCACUGAUUUGGUACAAGACAACAUUUGAUGCUCCUUCUGGGAGCGAGCCCGUUGCGAUAGACUUCACGGGUACAGUAAAGGGCAUUGCAUGGGUGAAUGGACAGAGCAUAGGUAGGUACUGGCCAACCAGUAUCGCUGGAAACGGCGGUUGCACAGAUUCAUGCGACUAUAGAGGAUCUUACCGCGCAAACAAAUGCCUCAAGAACUGCGGAAAACCUUCACAAACAUUGUAUCACGUCCCUCGCUCGUGGCUAAAACCGAGUGGGAACACACUUGUUCUGUUUGAGGAGAUGGGAGGAGAUCCAACACAAAUAUCAUUCGGGACAAAACAAACAGGAAGCAAUCUUUGUCUAACGGUGUCACAGUCUCAUCCACCACCGGUGGACACAUGGACUUCUGACUCAAAGAUCUCAAACAGAAACAGAACCAGGCCGGUUCUUUCCUUACAAUGCCCUGUCUCCACUCAGGUCAUAUCUUCUAUAAAAUUUGCAAGCUUCGGUACACCCAAAGGUACUUGCGGUAGCUUCACCAGCGGCAGUUGCAACAGCUCUCGAUCUCUCUCCCUCGUUCAAAAGGCAUGUAUUGGAUCGAGGAGUUGCAACAUUGAAGUCUCGACUAGAGUGUUCGGGGAACCUUGUCGUGGCGUCGUCAAGAGUUUAGCUGUUGAAGCUUCUUGUUCAUGAGCCCCCGGUUCCUCUGCUGAUUUGAUAUGAUUUUAAGCAUGUAAUUGUUGGAAAUAAAGCAAAAUGAAAUCGAUAAUCGUAUAGUCUUAUGGUCUAUCCAAAUAAAUAAUUUGGCUGGAAUUAAAGUUACUAAACUAUAUAUAUGUUUGGUUGAUGUCUAAAAGAAAAAUUGUCUUAUAAUUGGCUGAAUAUUAA
Messenger RNA from Arabidopsis lyrata subsp. lyrata, 1779 nucleotides. RefSeq names its product beta-galactosidase 8. Gene Ontology annotation, biological process: carbohydrate metabolic process. Lineage: Eukaryota; Viridiplantae; Streptophyta; Magnoliopsida; Brassicales; Brassicaceae. The annotation marks the transcript as partial. Gene Ontology annotation, cellular component: vacuole; cell wall. The transcript is spliced from 11 exons. The record is from RefSeq and is a predicted model, not a curated record. Gene Ontology annotation, molecular function: carbohydrate binding; beta-galactosidase activity.